Messenger RNA from Gossypium raimondii (Peruvian cotton), 567 nucleotides. RefSeq lists its product as uncharacterized. The transcript is spliced from 2 exons. The record is from RefSeq and is a predicted model, not a curated record. Bases 1 to 567 code for a protein of 188 amino acids. NCBI's taxonomy places the organism in Eukaryota, Viridiplantae, Streptophyta, Magnoliopsida, Malvales, Malvaceae.
AUGUUGAAGAAUAUCCGUGUAGUGAAAGAAUUUCUAGAUGUCUUUCCAGAAGAGUUACCUGGUUUACCUCCAGAACAUGAGGUUGAAUUCAGAAUUGAGUUGCUUUUUGGGGCAGCACCGGUGUCUAUUGCACCCUAUCGCAUGGCACCUAAGGAGCUUAAAGAGCUCAAAGUGAAGUUGCAAGAGUUGCUAGAUCGUGCCUUCAUAAGGCCAAGUGUAUCACCUAAAGCUAAUGUUGUGGCUGAUGCUUUGAGUAGAAAAGAGAUGGGUGAGUUAAGGGCAAUGUUUGCUAGGUUGAGUUUGUUUGAGGAUAGAGGCUUUCUUACGGUAUUGCAAGUGCGACCUACUCUGUUGGAUGAGAUUAAGUUAAAGCAGUUACCAGAUACACCUCAUGUGAAACUUAUCGAGAAGGGUAAGAAUUCAGAUUUUGCCAUUAAUUCCGAGGGAUUUCUGUGCUAUCGAGGGAGAUAUUAUGUACCUUCAGAUUCAAAGUUGAGGCAGUCCAUUCUGAGGGAAGCGCAUUGUAAUCCUUAUGUUAUGCACCCUAAAGGGUGUAAGAUGUUUUGA